Molecule: messenger RNA, 1351 nt
Organism: Enhydra lutris kenyoni (northern sea otter)
Lineage: Eukaryota; Metazoa; Chordata; Mammalia; Carnivora; Mustelidae
Product: GATA binding protein 4
Biological process (GO): cell fate commitment; positive regulation of transcription by RNA polymerase II; negative regulation of transcription by RNA polymerase II
Cellular component (GO): nucleus
Molecular function (GO): RNA polymerase II cis-regulatory region sequence-specific DNA binding; zinc ion binding; DNA-binding transcription factor activity, RNA polymerase II-specific
Source: RefSeq, a predicted model, not a curated record
AUGUACCAGAGCUUGGCCAUGGCGGCCAACCACGGCCCCCCUCCCGGGGCCUACGAGGCGGGCGGCCCCGGCGCCUUCAUGCACAGCGCGGGCGCUGCGUCCUCGCCAGUCUACGUGCCCACGCCGCGGGUGCCCUCAUCUGUGCUGGGCCUGUCUUAUCUCCAGGGCGGAGGCGGGGGCGCCGCGUCCGGAGCCACCUCUGGCGGCAGCUCCGGUGGGGCCCCGUCGGGUGCCGGGCCCGGAACCCAGCAGGGCAGCCCGGGCUGGAGCCAGGCGGGAGCCGAGGGAGCCGCCUACACCCCCCCGCCGGUGUCGCCGCGCUUCUCCUUCCCGGGAACCACUGGGUCCCUGGCGGCCGCCGCCGCCGCCGCCGCGGCCCGGGAAGCCGCGGCCUACAGCAGUGGUAGCGGAGCUGCGGGUGCGGGCCUGACGGGCCGCGAGCAGUACGGGCGUGCGGGCUUCGCAGGCUCCUACUCAAGCCCCUACCCCGCCUACAUGGCCGACGUGGGCGCGUCCUGGGCCGCGGCCGCCGCCGCCUCCGCCGGUCCCUUCGACAGCCCGGUCCUGCACAGUUUGCCCGGUAGGGCCAACCCCGCUGCCCGACACCCCAAUCUCGAUAUGUUUGAUGACUUCUCGGAAGGCAGGGAGUGUGUCAACUGUGGGGCCAUGUCCACCCCGCUCUGGAGGCGCGACGGGACGGGGCAUUACCUCUGCAAUGCCUGCGGCCUCUACCACAAGAUGAACGGCAUCAACCGGCCCCUGAUCAAGCCCCAGCGCCGGCUGUCGGCUUCCCGCCGGGUGGGCCUGUCCUGUGCCAACUGCCAGACCACCACCACCACGCUGUGGCGCCGCAACGCCGAGGGUGAGCCGGUGUGCAAUGCCUGCGGCCUCUACAUGAAGCUCCAUGGCGUCCCAAGGCCUCUUGCAAUGCGGAAAGAGGGGAUUCAGACCAGAAAACGGAAGCCCAAGAACCUUAAUAAAUCUAAGACACCGGCAGGUCCCUCGGGUGGUGAGAGCCUUCCUCCCGCCAGCAGUGCCUCCAGCAACUCCAGCAACGCAGCCACCAGCAGCAGCGAAGAGAUGCGUCCCAUCAAGACAGAGCCCGGGCUGUCGUCCCACUACGGGCACAGCAGCUCCAUGUCCCAGACGUUCUCAGUCAGUGCGAUGUCCAGCCAUGGGCCCUCCAUCCACCCGGUCCUCUCGGCCCUGAAGCUCUCCCCACAAGGCUACGCAUCUUCUGUCAGCCAGUCACCGCAGCCCAGCUCCAAGCAGGACCCUUGGAACAGUCUGGCCUUGGCUGACAGUCAUGGGGACAUAAUCACUGCAUAAUGUCACCUCCUUCCCUCCUCAG